Diaporthe citri is the source of this 1056-nucleotide messenger RNA. RefSeq lists its product as uncharacterized. Gene Ontology annotation, biological process: ribosome biogenesis; cytosolic ribosome assembly. The record is from RefSeq and is a predicted model, not a curated record. Bases 1 to 1056 code for a protein of 351 amino acids. NCBI's taxonomy places the organism in Eukaryota, Fungi, Ascomycota, Sordariomycetes, Diaporthales, Diaporthaceae. The transcript has a single exon.
AUGUCUCGACAAAUAAACCAGCCCUCGAACCAGAUCAAGCUCACGAACGUCUCCCUGGUGCGCCUCAAGAAAGGCAAGAAGCGCUUCGAGAUCGCCUGCUACAAGAACAAGGUCCUCGAGUGGCGCUCGGGCAUCGAGACGGACCUCGAUAACGUCCUGCAGAUCCCGAGCGUCUUCCUGAAUGUGUCAAAGGGCCAGACCGCCCCCUCCGCCGACCUGGCCAAGGCCUUCGGCAAGGACGUCCCCACCGACGACAUCAUCCUCGAGAUCCUGAACAAGGGCGAGCUGCAGGUCGGCGAGCGCGAGCGCGCCGCCCAGCUCGAGCGCGUGCACAACGAGGUCGUCGGCAUCGUCGCCUCCAAGCUCGUCGACCCCCGCACCAAGAGGGUCUACACCACGGGCAUGAUCGAGAAGGCCCUGGACAUGCUGAGCCAGCAGGCCCACCAGGGCCAGGGCGACAAGGACAGCAAGUCUGCCUUAGCCUCCGCAAGCGGCAGCGCAACGCCGGCCGCCGCGGAGAACGGCGAGACCAAGUCAAAGCCUAUCGUGUCAGCUGCCGCCGCCGCCGCCGCAGCAGCAGCCGCAGCAGCAGCGUCGUCAUCGUCGUCAAAAGAACACAUUUGGACGGGCGUGACGACCACCAAGAGCGCAAAGAGCCAGGCCCUCGAGGCCAUCAAGGCGCUUAUCGCCAAGCAGCCCGUGCCGGUCGCCAGGGCGAGGAUGAGGCUGAGGAUCACCUGCUCGACCGGCGUGCUGAAGCAGGCCGUCAAGGCGCCGGCGGCCGAGAAGGGUAAGGACAAGAAGGGGGCCAAGGGAGGACGAGGGGAUGACGAUGAGGACGAGGGCGAGAAGAAGGCGCCGGGGACGGUUAAGGAUAAGAUACUGGGCUACGUGGAACAGGUCGAGAACCAGGACGUGGUGGGCUCCGAGUGGGAGGUCGUGGGCUUCGUCGAGCCCGGCGCAUACAAGGGGCUCUCGGACUUCAUAGCGAACGAGACAAAAGGACAGGGGCGGGUGGAGGUCUUAGAUACGGCAGUUACCACUGAGGAUGAUUAA